Messenger RNA from Labrus bergylta (ballan wrasse), 1029 nucleotides. Its product is annotated as trace amine-associated receptor 13c-like. Gene Ontology annotation, cellular component: membrane. Gene Ontology annotation, biological process: G protein-coupled receptor signaling pathway. The record is from RefSeq and is a predicted model, not a curated record. Gene Ontology annotation, molecular function: trace-amine receptor activity. Lineage: Eukaryota; Metazoa; Chordata; Actinopteri; Labriformes; Labridae.
AUGGUAGUUGGAUUUUCUCAGGAGCAAUUUUGUUUUCCUGAGUCUAAUGCCUCUUGUGUCCUGACACAGUUCAGUGUGGGGACCAAAUUCAUCCUCUAUUUAUUGUUUUCUUUAGGCAUGCUGAUUACAAUUUUAGGAAACACAGUUGUCAUUGUGUCAAUUAGCCAUUUCAAGCAGCUGCAUAAUUCUACCAAUGUACUUAUUUUAUCUCUUGCUCUGGUUGAUCUACUAGUUGGUGUUAUUGUGAUGCCUUUCAGUGCCAUCAGAACUGUUCAUGGCUGCUGGUUUUAUGGGGAAGUCUUCUGUCAGUUGCACUCCAGCUUUGAUAUGUUUCUUACUAGUGUCUCUAUUUUCCAUCUAAUUUGCAUUGCUAUAGACAGACAUGAAGCUAUAUGCGAUCCUCUGCAUUAUUCCAUGAAGAUCACAAUGCCAGUGGCCUGGAUUAUGGUAUGUUGCAGCUGGGCACUGGCUGCUGUCUACUCUUUUGGACUACUUUACUCAAAGGCAAAUGUUGCUGGGUUGGAGGAUUACAUAGAAUCAAUUUACUGCCUUGGCAGCUGUAACCUUCUCUUUAACCACCUUUGGGGAAUCCUGGACAGCAUUAUUGCCUUUUUCUUUCCUUGUAUUGUAAUGGUUUGCCUGUACACUAAAAUAUUCAUUGUUGCUAGAGAUCACGUUCGAAAGAUUGGAGAUAUGAAAAGUUCUUCAAAUGAGAGAGGGAAAAUUGGCUUUAUUAAACAAUCCGAGCACAAGGCUGCAAAGACUCUAGGAAUCGUGCUUGGUUCUUUCAUCUUCUGCUGGAUGCCUUUUUUUCUAAAUUCAAUAGCAGAUGCAUAUACUGGCUUUAGCACACCAGUUGCUGUCUUUGAAGCAUUUGUUUGGUUGGGCUACUUUAAUUCAACCUUGAACCCAAUUAUCUAUGCCUUAUUUUAUCCUUGGUUUAGGAAAUGCUUUUACCUCAUUAUUAACCUAAAAAUAUUUAGCCCCAAUUCUUCAUCCAUAAAGGUGCAUACUCUGACACAGUUAUGA